AUGUUUGAGAACUCGCUGCUGAUCAUGAAGCCGGACUAUAUGCACAAGCGUCGUCCGGUGCUACUGAAGCUGCUGGCCGAGAGAUUCCUGAUUAAGGGAAGCCGCAAGUUGGCCUUCUCCCCAGAGCUGGCGGCCGAGUUUUAUGCGGACUAUGCCGAUGAGAAGGGCUUCAUGCUGGAGGUCAUACUCCUGUCCAAGGGCGUCUCUGAGGCCUUCAUUGUGACCAAAGAGAAUGCGGUGCAGGAGCUGCUCACCACCAUGAUCUGCUACUUCGGAACAUCCGCGGACCUAGAGCGCAACAUACACGUGACCAAGCACGCCCAGAGCGUGGCUCGCGAGAUCAACUUCAUCUUUCCCAACUACAUCCACGAGCCCACAGCCUUAUUCGAGCGCAACAACUUCUGCAACCGGCCUAUGCUGAAGCAGCUGAUCGCCGAGGUCUACGACAUCCUGCAGAAUGCGGACUGCAGCCAGGACAACUGGAAGGUGCGGGUGUCCGACUACUUGGUGCGCAGCAAUCCCAAGGUGCCGCGAGUCAGCAACCAGUGCCAGGUGCGUCCCGACGUGGCCAUCCAGGACAAGGCGCAGCAGACUGUGACGACAUAUCCGUCGGCCGCGCGGGACGCCCAGCCGCGGGACAAGCAAAAGUCCAAGAGCAGCAGUUCCGUGCUGUCCAGCACCUCGCCGCACUCCUCCAUGCUGCUAACAUCGUCCUCGUGUGUGACCUGCGGCGGCUUCGAUCGCUCCGAGCCGUGCAUCUGCGAAUUGGAUCUGAACAAGCGCGUGGAGCCCCAGAGCGAUGAGCCUGCCUGCGUGGGCGAGGAGAUCUUGUGGAAGGAGGUCAUCGUCUACGAGGAAGUCAUGCCGGAGGAAGAGGAGGCCAGGGAGGAACGUUUUGAGGUCGAGGAAGAGGCCGAAGGUGAGGACGUCGCCAGCUCCGAUAUCGAAUCGGAUCACAGUGCGGUUGCACCACCUCCGCCCCCAAAGCCUGAAAGCGAGUCUGAGUCGGAGCAAGAAGCUUCUCCUGUGGCCGUGGAAGAAGCCCCAGCUCCGGCUACGGCUGAUUAGGUCUCCCCCACACCUGUUGCCCCAUCAUUUAAGCUUUUCCAAAUGUUUUUUCUGCUCCGUUCUGCCUCUAUCCCACUGUCCCCUGCCCCCUGUCCCUGGCCAUGCAUAGAAAAAAAUGUGAAAACAGGCAACAAAAAAAAUGCGCGCAAUUUUGUUCCUCCCUCCCGCCUCCCGCUGCUAGAACAGCCCUCCUGCAGCUGGCAAUGCGCACUCGCAGAAGCAAAGGGAAGGGUACUGGGCCUGCAGUUUUUCACUCGGGUUCAGGCCCGUCCAUCCACUCACACCCUCACCUCACAGAGGACAUGGCAAGUGCAGCAGCAGCAGUAGCAGCAGCAGAGGCUCUAAAGCGCUUUCGACUUUCCCGCCAGAGUGAGCAGAGUUUUCCUUACCACUUUUUUUGCAAGUGUCCAAUAAAAAACGGAGCAAAAGGGAACAAACUGUGG
Messenger RNA from Drosophila obscura, 1511 nucleotides. RefSeq lists its product as uncharacterized. The record is from RefSeq and is a predicted model, not a curated record. Gene Ontology annotation, biological process: negative regulation of oxidative stress-induced intrinsic apoptotic signaling pathway. The transcript has 3 exons. Bases 1 to 1068 code for a protein of 355 amino acids. Lineage: Eukaryota; Metazoa; Arthropoda; Insecta; Diptera; Drosophilidae.